UUUCCUCUUUGCUUCUUAAUACUUUGUCAGUUUGUCUUCCUCAAUCUCUGAAUUUCUUCUUUUGAAUUGAAGUUCAAGGCCACCUGUGGAUGUAAAGCUUUAGUUGCUUGUGUUCAGAUGCUCUAUCUCUUCAUUGAUCGAGUUCUGUCAGCUUGUGUGAUAACAAACAACCAUGUGUCUGGAGUUAGGUUGAUUAGCAUAAUGGUCAACGUUUAGAAAAUUAUGGGUUUUGUUUCUUGAAUUUAUUGCUGUUGCCUUUUGUGUUUCUUUACCACCACGGAAUUCAACUGUUCUCUCUUCAUAUGUCAUUCGUUGCUCCGGUGGUUUUAUGGAAUUGUGUUGAAUUGCAGUAGAUGAAGAAUCAGAUCGAAGGGAAGAAAUAUGGCAGCAGCUGAAGCAAGAGCUGCCUGGCAGAGAGCAGCAAAUCGUUGUUUUGUUCAGGAGGAUGCCAAAAGAGCUCCCAAGUUAGCUUGUUGCCACUCAUCAUCAUCCAAAUUAAGUGAAGGAGAGGGACCAACUGGUGCAGCAGAAGCGCCUGAUAGUCCUGCUUCCGGCUUCAUGCCGUUCAACCGUAAUCCUUCUUACUCCAGUCUUCCCCAUGAUACGAGAUGGUGGCUUCAGUUGCAGCCCUGCUAUGGUUACCAAAAGGGUUUAACUUUUGACCAGCUGAAUGCUUUAGAGGCAGAGGUGGAGAGUUUGAGAUCUGGAGUUGGAACCACAACAGACUCCAUAAUGGCCCAGGAGGUUGUUAGUUCCCUUGAUCAUAACUCGGAUAGUACUUGGAUAGAUGUCAAAAAGAGUUGCGAGUCUUCGCUUGAUGCUGCAUAUAGCAAGAUUUCUGCAGACUGUUUCGUCUAUGUUUUCGAAGGUGAAGAUCAAGUAAACGGUCUUAAUGCUAGUAAAGAGAGAAGUAGUCAAUCUGUGGAGGCUGAUCCUCUUGUUGCUUUCCAUGAGAUAGCAAAGAGCAAUGUGAAUAGCUUUGACCCGGAAUCUCCUUGGAGUACUGUUAGUGCAAAGAGUGUGCCAUGGUGGCGAACUGCAGAUAAAGAUAACUUGGCCUCGUUAGUUGCACAGAAGUCAUUGGACUAUAUGGAGAACUGCGAUCUCCCUCCUCCUAGAAAGUUUCAGAUUGACGGAUUCCCUUGUGCUGAUCCUAGAUCUUCAAAUCAUGAUGGUUCAGCGUCACAUUUGUUGGAUUGGAGAAAACCUAGCAGAUGUGUCUCCGACCCAAUUGUUCAUAUAGCAGGACCUACUGAAAUUGCAGUGGGAGGAGGGCAACUGGCUUCGACUGGAGAACAUUCACAAAGUGGCUACGACAAUACAUUCAGUCCUACGACAACACUUAAGGAUGUAAGCCAGGAUCCCGAGAGCGACCCUUGCAAGGCUUGGCUGCUGGAAGCGCUUCGGCAUUCUCAAACACGUGCAAGGGAAGCGGAGAAGGCUGCAAAGCAAGCCUGUGCAGACAAGGAGCAUGUCAUUAUGCUCUUCUUAAAACAAGCGUCCCAACUGUUAUCCUACAAACAAUGGUUUCAGCUCUUGCAGCUUGAAACUCUUUACCAUCAACUGAAGAACAGUGAGGAUCCAAUGGCCACUCUAUUAUUCCCUGUAGCCCUUCCAUGGAUGCCUCCAAUGGGUAAAAAACUGGGCAAGAACCGGUCUAAGACCACAAAAGGUAGCUAUAAGCGAGGGAAGAGGAACCGGGCAAGGCAGGACAUGAAGCGGUAUGCAGUCGCAUUUGCAUUGGGGUUGAGUCUUGUUGGUACAGGGUUGCUCCUUGGUUGGACUGUAGGGUGGAUGCUGCCUUUCUAGAAGGAACGAGGUGAUGUGAUGUAUUGUCUAAGUAAAUUUCUAUUAGUUGGUUGUUUAGAUGUUUGAUGCAAGCUUAAUUUGCAGUGCUGUAGAGAGCAGAGGUCGUAAUGUGUAGGGGUUGUGUGGACUGUGGAGGGAUGGCGUUAUGGAACUAUAUGUUUCGUUUUCUUGCUGAUUGACUGUAUAUACUCUGUAUACAAUUUUGAUUCUAGGUUCGGUGUGAAGUUAAUGGUAAGCUGGUGAUAGAAACCAACUGUUUCUAUUAUAACUAGCUUGUUACCCUGCCCUU
Messenger RNA from Linum tenue, 2098 nucleotides. The record is from the annotation of a GenBank genome assembly. Lineage: Eukaryota; Viridiplantae; Streptophyta; Magnoliopsida; Malpighiales; Linaceae.